UCAUUCGUUGUCGGUUCGUUGUCGUUCAUUCCAUUCCUGUUUAUUACUCAUUCAGACUUUUCAGGGAGCACACAAUCAAUAUCCUUACUUAUUAUUUUUCAUCACACAAUUUCUGCUCAUCUGUGGGAAAAAUCAUUCACUCGAAAUAUUGCGUUAAAAAUGUUUAAGCGAAAAUUACAAGCGUUGGGUUUUCCUAAUCCCGAUACCUUGAAUACUGCAGACGAGAAGCAGUUUCGAAGCACUAUUGUUUGGCUGGAAGAUCAAAAAGUACGCCGCUACAAGAUUGAAGAUAGGGAAUCUCUAAGGAAUACAACUGCUGAACAGUGGAACCAAGCUUUUGAACAAUAUUUGAAGGAUCUGGAUUGCCCUUUUGCCAAUGGUUCUAGGCCGGAAAUUGUAGACUGGCUUCUUGGGCUGGCAGUGCAAUUUGAGUUCAAUGAGAAACCCGAAAGCUACACUUCAAGUCCUAAGAUUCAGCAACAAACUUCUCAGCAAUCAAAUCCACUUGACAACUUGGAUUUUGAAAGUGAAGAUUUCAAAGUUGGGGUUGUUGAAUUGGCUAAUCUUCUUCAAGUUCCAAGACAUCCAGAUCAUCUAAUGACAUUAGAAGGAAUUUGCAAUGUAAUCCAAGAAAAGUUAAGUCAAGAUGCAUUGAAAGACGCCUUGAAGACCAAGAAUCCAGGAAACCCUGUUCAAUUUGAAAACAUCAGCUUUGGCUUGGACAUAAAAUCCCCCAAUGUAAGCAGUGCUGCAAAUGUCCUUCGUUAUUUAUUCAUUCAUGAUCUAAGAGAUCUCCAAACCAAAAUUAAUGAGUGCCUUGUAUGUGUUCAAGCUCUCACUGCUAAUCCCAAAACAGACACAAAAUUGGGGAAAGUUGGAUUUUGAGUGUAUUUUCUUUCUCAUGGCUAACAAGUUAAUCUCCCAACAUUUUUCACUGUUAACUUCCUUCUUGCUUUUUUCCCAACUGCAAAUUCUUGUGAGUCACAUUGAAUGGGUAAAUAUUCAAGAGUCUUGCUGCACCCACUGAUGCAAAGCCUAGUAGAUAAAAAUCAUUUUGCAUUAAAAAGAUACUUUUCAUCUGAAAUUCAGUACCAAAGCUAGUGAUUUGCAUAAAAAGCCUUCCCCAUUUGUGAACCGAUUUCUUUGAUUGAUGUGCUAUGUACGCAGCAGCUCCAAUUAAACCUGUGGUUUAAACAUAUUGAUAUCUGUUACGAAAUACACGGGUUUGUCAUA
Molecule: messenger RNA, 1233 nt
Organism: Daphnia pulicaria
Lineage: Eukaryota; Metazoa; Arthropoda; Branchiopoda; Diplostraca; Daphniidae
Product: RNA transcription, translation and transport factor protein-like
Exons: 3
Coding region: 160-885 (241 amino acids)
Biological process (GO): tRNA splicing, via endonucleolytic cleavage and ligation
Cellular component (GO): tRNA-splicing ligase complex
Molecular function (GO): RNA binding
Source: RefSeq, a predicted model, not a curated record